AUGUUCAGUCUAAUGAUGUUGCUAGCGGGGCUCAGUGGCUUGCUAACGUCAAGACCCGGUAAGCCCGAGGAUGCCCUGUUUUUUACUCCGGGACAGGUAUCCUAUAUUAUUCCAAUAGAUGAGAAACUGUAUACCGUGCACCUUAGGCAAAGAUUUUUUUUAGCAGAUAAUUUCAUGGUUUAUUUGUAUAAUCAAGGAUCUGUGAAUUCUCAUUCUUCAAAUAUUCAGACUCAAUGCUACUACCAAGGAUAUAUUGAAGGAUAUCUGAAUUCUGUUGUCACACUUAGCACGUGCUCUGGACUGAGAGGAAUAUUGCAGUUUGAAAAUCUUUCUUAUGGAAUUGAGCCUCUGGAAUCUGCAGUUGGAUUUCAGCAUCUUCUUUAUAAAUUAGGAAAUGAAAACAAUGAAUUUGCAGUUCUUACUGAAAAUAACCAAGACACAGAACAAAACCCAAUGGACUAUAAUAUUUUCAUAAGUGAAAAACCAGAAUCAGCUGUUCCAGAUUUAAUUCCUCUCUAUCUAGAAAUGCAUAUCGUGGUGGACAAAGUUUUGUAUGAUUACCUGGGCUCUGAUAGCAUGAUGGUAACAAAUAAAGUCAUUGAAAUUAUUGGCCUUGUAAAUUCGAUGUUUGCGCCAUUUAAAAUUACUAUUGUGCUGUCAUCUUUGGAAUUGUGGUCAGAUAAAAAUAAGAUCUCUACUGUUGGUGAGGCAGAUGAAUUAUUGCAUACAUUUUUAGAAUGGAAAAAGUCUUAUCUUACCCUAAGACCUCAUGAUAUUGCAUAUCUAUUCAUCUAUAGAGAUUAUCCAGAUUACGUGGGAGCAGCAUUUCCUGGAAAGAUGUGUGUUACCAGUUAUUCUGCAGGAAUUGCUUUGUAUCCCAAGGGGAUAACUUUGGAGGCAUUUUCAAUUAUUGUCACCCAGAUGCUGGGACUCAGUCUGGGCAUAUCAUAUGAUGACCCAAGGAAAUGUCGAUGUUCAGGAGCCAUCUGCAUAAUGAGUCCAAAAGCCAUGCAAUCCAGUGGUGUGAAGACUUUUAGCAGUUGCAGUUUGAGUGACUUUGAAAAUUUCAUUUCAAAUAUGGGUGUCCAGUGUCUUCAGAAUAAGCCACAAAUGCAGAGGGCUCCGGCAGCAAUCUGUGGAAACGGCAGAGUGGAGGGAAAUGAAAUCUGUGACUGUGGUACUGAGGAACAAUGUGGACCUGAUAGCUGUUGUAAUCCUCAAACUUGUGUGCUGAAACCAAAUACACAAUGUGAUAGAGGAUUAUGCUGCAACAACUGUCAAUUUAUGCAAGCAGGUGCUGUAUGUAGGCCCAUUGCACAUCCUGAAUGUGAUGUUUCUGAGGUUUGUAAUGGAAGCUCAGGAAGCUGUCCAGCUGAUAUAACUAUACACAAUGGACACAAAUGUAAAGGAGGAAAAGCUUUUUGUUUUGAUGGAGGCUGCCAAGAUCUUGAUGCACGUUGUGAGAGCAUAUAUGGAAAAGGUUCAAAAAAUGCUCCAUUUGCCUGCUAUGAAGAAAUACAGUCUCAAACUGAUAGGUUUGGGAACUGUGGUAGAGAAAGAAGCAGAUAUAAAUUUUGUGCAUGGAGGAAUCUUAUAUGUGGCAGAUUAAUUUGCACCUACCCCUUUCAAACUCCUUUCCUUCGAGACGGUGCUUCUGUGAUUUAUGCUUUUGUACGAAAUACUGUAUGCAUAACUAUGCACUACACAACGACAGAUGGAGAAGAUCCAAUGAUGGUCAAAAGUGGCUCUAUUUGUGAUACUGGGAGGAUUUGUGUAAAUCGUGAAUGUGUAGAAUCAAGGAUACUUGCAGACAGAUCAUAUAAGUGUUCACUAAAGUGCAAUGGACAUGGAGUGUGCACUUCUGAGAUGACGUGCAACUGUUCUAGUGGCUACAGCCCUCCAGAUUGCCGAGCGCGCUCCAGAAUAUCUUCCAGAUUGCCUGGGGGACAGGGUUUAAUCAAGGAAAGAGGUUUUGAGAAGGCUGGGAAGAAGCAGUGGCUUUUGGGUAUCUACAUUGCUUUACCUGUUCUCAUCGUAGCAACCAUAGUAGCUGUUUCAUGGAAGCCUUUGAAAAAGUGGUUCAGCAAGAAAGAGGAACCCCAAAGUAGCGAGUCCUCGUCAGAAAGUAGUAGCCAAACAGAUACUGUCAGGAUCUGCGAAGGAAAGAACGCCUACAGACGUCAAGAAAUCAAACUGUUCUUGGUCCUAAUAGAGGCGGAACGUACAAAGGGCUAG
Lipotes vexillifer (Yangtze River dolphin) is the source of this 2235-nucleotide messenger RNA. It is a transcript of the gene ADAM32, whose product is annotated as ADAM metallopeptidase domain 32. The record is from RefSeq and is a predicted model, not a curated record. NCBI's taxonomy places the organism in Eukaryota, Metazoa, Chordata, Mammalia, Artiodactyla, Lipotidae. Gene Ontology annotation, molecular function: metalloendopeptidase activity. Gene Ontology annotation, biological process: proteolysis; binding of sperm to zona pellucida; male gonad development. The transcript is spliced from 20 exons. Gene Ontology annotation, cellular component: plasma membrane. Bases 1 to 2235 code for a protein of 744 amino acids.